Molecule: messenger RNA, 887 nt
Organism: Aspergillus novofumigatus IBT 16806
Lineage: Eukaryota; Fungi; Ascomycota; Eurotiomycetes; Eurotiales; Aspergillaceae
Exons: 1
Coding region: 63-434 (123 amino acids)
Source: RefSeq, a predicted model, not a curated record
CAUUCGAAGAAAAAUACAACCUGCAGGUAGCCCAGAUAUCAUUUAAUUCUCUGAAAUAUCUCAUGCUCGACAUGCUUAUCACCAUGCUAUGUUGUGUGGAUCUUACCAGGCGUUAUGUUGGGCGUCUCUUAAUCUUGAUUUGCAUAAUUUCUUAUGCCUUUUCAAUGGCUCGGAAAGCACUAUUUUUCUCGUCAGAUUUAGAAGCCCACUUCCUCUCUCCAAGUAAGUUCAGCACCAAGUACCUGAAGGUCUUGGACGAAUCAGUCCGGCGCCAUGAAUCAACUGAUUGUUCAUUGACUUCAAAUGGAACAACAAAGAUUCCACGAAUAUACAACAAACCUACAAAUCAGUGGAUAUUCCUUCACCUUGGAUUGGAGCCUGAGUCUUGCAAGAGAAUGGAUAACCUCCUAUGUCUAGUUCCUGCCCAUAUAUGACAGUUAUCCCUACCCAGUGAGCGAGCUGAUGCCAUUCGCUAUCUCAUCCUUCAGCAUUUCGGUGGAAUAUAUAUCGAUUUAGAUAUUGGAUGCCGGCGUUGCCUGGACCCUCUCCUAAAUUUAUUGAUAUGGUUCCCCAAGACACGCCCAUCUGGCGUCGGCAAUGAUGUGAUGCCGAGCAUACCCGAGCACCCAUUAAUGAUGAAGCUUGCGCUGGAUCUGCAAGACAGAUAUGCCUUGUUUCUGCCUCCUUACCUGGCAGUCUUCUGGACGACAGAGCCCCUGUAUGUGAACGAUAUUUUGACGUCAUGGCUACAACAUAGGAGCAAUGGUAUGAGGGCGGACAUUGACAAACAUUCCGAGGCCCGAGGCGCCGGCUUGGUUAUUCUCCCCCCAAAAUUUUAUGACCGCAUGGAAUACUCAUUCUUCAGGCACGUGCCAGACUCAUCAUGC